Messenger RNA from Esox lucius (northern pike), 3034 nucleotides. It is a transcript of the gene slc18a3a, whose product is annotated as solute carrier family 18 member 3a. The coding region runs from base 564 to 2156 and encodes 530 amino acids. Gene Ontology annotation, molecular function: xenobiotic transmembrane transporter activity; acetylcholine transmembrane transporter activity. The transcript has a single exon. The record is from RefSeq and is a predicted model, not a curated record. Lineage: Eukaryota; Metazoa; Chordata; Actinopteri; Esociformes; Esocidae. Gene Ontology annotation, cellular component: AP-2 adaptor complex; terminal bouton; AP-1 adaptor complex. Gene Ontology annotation, biological process: chemical synaptic transmission; xenobiotic transport; transmembrane transport.
UGAUGCGUCAUAGCCCUCGGUGAAAGACAGAAGAAAAGAAAAAAAAAAUAUCGACAAACCAGCAAGUUAAUGCGUACCAAUGGCAACGAAACCAUUCGUGUUCUCAGAACGGAGCACAAACGUGCUACAGGUGAUCCGAGGCAUGAACAUUGGAAUCGGAGGUAUCUGGGGACCCAAGUUUCAUAAACAAGCAACGAAUACGUUCCGAAGAAACUUGGUAUGGUGUAGUAGCAGUUUAAGUACUACACUGUGGUAGAGAAGAGCGCACGAUUUUACCUCGUCAAUUAUAGAGACCGUGAAACAGACCGGAAAGUGAGCGCGAGGGAUGAAACAAGACCAAGUUGGAGAAGAAAUAACCAUCUACCGCGGAGAAGCCAGCAGUCUUGCGCACCGCCAGGAAAUCACUGGGAGAAAAGUUCGCCUUUGUCUUCCGCACAGCGUAAGUGACCUAAGAAACAGCCACAUACAUGUGCAGUGACAGUAUUAUAGGUGGUGCAGAGAUAUCGGUUUAAAGGAAAGGAAGAAAACAUUGGGAACAACAACAGCAGUAGUAGCACAUCGUUAUGGAUACGGGGGGCUCUUCCGGGCUGGCGAAGUCUGCCGCCGUAAAACUGUCUGAGAUGGGAGAAAGAACGAAACAGUUUGGCAACGCGAUGAAAGCGCCCGACCAUCAAAGACGGAUUAUUUUAGUGAUCGUCUGCGUGGCCCUGCUUCUAGACAACAUGCUCUACAUGGUUAUAGUUCCAAUCAUUCCCGACUACCUUGCUGAUUUAGAGAUCGAGCAAGCAGAGCACGUCCACAUAGACAUCCAUGCUAAUGUUUCAGUUAACAGCACUAUGAGCUCAGCCGAGGCUAAAAGCAACAAGGACAAUUUAGACGUCCAAAUAGGAGUACUUUUUGCAUCAAAGGCUAUCCUGCAGCUUUUGGUGAACCCAUUGUCAGGAACUUUCAUAGACCGCGUUGGAUAUGACAUUCCACUCCUAAUUGGACUAACGGUCAUGUUCUUUUCCACAUGCAUAUUUGCUUUCGCUGAGAACUACGCAACGCUGUUUUUUGCCCGUAGUUUACAAGGACUGGGCUCAGCUUUCGCAGACACCUCUGGAAUUGCCAUGAUCGCAGAUAAAUUCACUGAAGAAUCGGAGAGAAGUAAGGCUCUCGGCAUCGCACUGGCGUUCAUCUCUUUCGGGAGCCUGGUAGCGCCUCCCUUCGGGGGUAUCCUAUACGAGUUUGCUGGCAAAAGAGUGCCGUUCAUCGUUCUAGCCGUGGUCUGCCUUAUUGACGGGAUUCUGCUUUUGACAGUGAUAAAACCGUUCUCGAAUAUGACUAGAGACAACAUGCCGGUGGGUACUCCCAUUUACAAACUCAUGGUUGACCCGUACAUAGCUGUCGUUGCGGGCGCACUGACUGUGUGCAACAUCCCGCUGGCCUUCCUGGAGCCAACCAUAGCCAACUGGAUGGAGAGCACCAUGCAUUCAACUAAGUGGCAAAUGGGAUUGUGCUGGCUUCCCGCUUUCUUCCCCCACGUGCUGGGUGUGUAUAUUACCGUCAAAUUGGCAUCCAAGUAUCCUAAUCUCCAGUGGUUCUACGGAGCCUUGGGUAUGGUUAUAAUAGGGGCCAGCUCGUGCACCGUUCCGGCGUGCAAAACAUUCGGCCAGUUAAUUGCCCCGUUGUGCGGCAUAUGUUUUGGCAUCGCACUUGUAGACACCGCGCUGUUGCCUACUCUCGCAUUUCUGGUCGACGUGCGUCAUGUGUCGGUGUACGGCAGUGUCUACGCUAUAGCUGAUAUAUCAUAUUCUGUCGCGUAUGCCAUGGGUCCCAUCGUGGCUGGUAAUAUAGUUCACAACUAUGGGUUCGUCCAACUCAACCUGGGCAUGGGCCUAGUCAAUGUCCUGUAUGCACCUGCCCUCCUGUUGCUCCGCCGAGUUUGCCAAAUGAAACCGUCCUACUCCGAGAGAGAUAAUCUGUUGGUGGACGACGAUGAACCCGAGGGACUGUGUGAUACUAUAAAGAUGGAGGAGCGGCGGGGCAAGAAGAAGAGUUACAGUUCAGCGGGCAACUGCUUGCCAGUGGUGGUGGAUGAGAACGGAGGGUUCGACUCGUUUAGAGCACAAACACACGCCUCUUCAGACGAGUCCUUUGGUCCAGAGUACAGUUAGAAUUCUGAGAAUACAUUUAGAAUAUUCAUAAUACACUAUCACUAUACUGCUGCACGACUUAGAACGUUCCAGAAUACAUAGCGAAAGAUCCAGCUUGCUCAGCUUGCGUUUAGAGUUAGGACACAUUCUGUUCAGAGUUCGGACAUGAGAACUUGCCCAAAGGGGAGGGUAGACCGUCACUUCACUAUUUCAUAUACUGACGUGCAAUAUACAAAUACCCAAUCACCUAAUCAUGAUUGUGUGACCAGUUUUCAAAGUCCAUUUCAUUUGACUGUAAUUUCAUCGUAUUUGAAGUCUUCUAUGUAGCCUAUGUAAUGUUUUUUUUUCUUCAAAUUGGAGUAUUGUGAGAGGUCUAUCAAAUACAGUUGACUUUGUGUGCAUAACUACUGCGGAGUAUUGUAUAAAAGGUAAAUAGAUAAAUGUAUGUACAAGAUUAUAUUGAUAUAAUAAAUAUAAGACCAACGGUCAACGCAUCAAUAGACCACUGAUCACAAAACAAACUAUUUUUCUUAAUACCGUUGACCUAUUGACUAUAAUUGGCAUUUUUAUUUUUGUAAUUCAAAAUGGCCUUUUCAUUUCCAUAUUUUAUUUUGAAACGUUAUUGUGUCCUCCUUAUACCAUAUUUUAGGGAUGUUUUAUUUUACAGAAAAUGUAGUGUAAUAUAAACAAAAGCGUUUUGUAGAUAUGUGUAGAUAUUUACAGUGUACAUUCGAAAUUGUAUGUAGGCCUAUGCAUUUGAGUGUGUGCGUGAUGUAUGCGUGUAUGUUGAAACGGUUUAUUGUCAAACGUAAAGACCUGAGUAUCCGUAGUAGCUCAAUAAUAACUUCACAAAUUGAGCAGAUAUAUGUUAAUUUAUCGACAAUAAUUAUAAUAAAAUU